Molecule: messenger RNA, 1146 nt
Organism: Cornus florida
Lineage: Eukaryota; Viridiplantae; Streptophyta; Magnoliopsida; Cornales; Cornaceae
Exons: 5
Coding region: 56-847 (263 amino acids)
Source: RefSeq, a predicted model, not a curated record
UACAACGUUACAAAUAGAAUCAACAAUUCAGAAAUUGGGAAGGGAAAGAGAGAGAAUGAGUUUCCUUGCGGGGAGAUUAGCAGGGACGGAGGGAGCCUAUUUCUUGCAAGAAUCCAAACACGCCGUAGGCCGUCUUGUGCAGAAGACCAAGACAAAGCUUCCUUCUUCAUCUUCAUCUUCAUCUUCGUCGCCUAAUUCGAACCCUUCUUCUUCUUCGUCAAUUGAAAAUGAAGCCCAAGCCGAUAUUCUUCCAGAGGUUAUGAGGCACUAUCUGCCUUCCAAGAUCUUCCAACCACUGUCUGAUUCGUCUCUCUCCACUGCAUCCAAAUGGGUUCUUCACCCUGAUCACAACAAUGGUUUCUCUUCUGUGUCGCGCGAUGCCUUGAACCCCCUUCGGGGUUACGUUUCUCUUCCGCAGGUCACCUUUGGCCCAAAGAGAUGGAUGUUGCCCAAUUCAGAAAACUCAGUUUUAGCCUCGACUGCGAAUGACAUGCGCCGUGAUAAGUACACCCCCAUUGAUUCUGGGAAGUUGAAGACCGCAGCUAUAGGGCUAUCUCAAAUUGCAAAGGCAUUUGCUGUUGCUACUGCUAUUGUUUUUGGUGGUUCCACCUUGAUGUUCGGACUGGCAGUCUCCAAGCUAGAGUUGCGCAAUAGUGAUGACAUCCGAACUAAAGGAAGAGACCUGGUUCAGCCAAGAUUUGACGUGGUUAAGGAGCAACUAAUCCCCUUAAGAACUUGGGCCGAAGACAUGUCAAAGAAAUGGCAUUUCGAAAGGGAAGAAAAUACGAAAGAGAGAACUCUAAUUAAAGAGCUUUCGAGAAAAAUGGGUGCGAAGACGACCAACUGAUUUAUUCGUUAAAUUAUUUCUCACAAUGCUUGGUAAAAUAGAGUUUGAUGAUUGUGCUAAUGGCUGCAGCCAUAACGCAUUUUAUAAGCGUCUGUUGUUGUAUUAAUAGUUUGCUUUAAGGUGUAUCAUGUAUUGAAGAAAAUAAGAGUCUGUCUGUUGUAUUAAUAGUUGGCUUAUAUGGUACGUGAUGACAUUUACUGUUUGGACCUUCAUUAGGUGUAAAUUUAUCUCAAUUGAAACACACGCACAACAUUUCACAAUUUCAAUGUAAUAUAGCUUAAUGUUUCUAUCUUUUCUGU